Molecule: messenger RNA, 5826 nt
Organism: Solea senegalensis (Senegalese sole)
Lineage: Eukaryota; Metazoa; Chordata; Actinopteri; Pleuronectiformes; Soleidae
Gene: fbxl16
Product: F-box and leucine-rich repeat protein 16
Exons: 7
Coding region: 495-2003 (502 amino acids)
Biological process (GO): SCF-dependent proteasomal ubiquitin-dependent protein catabolic process
Cellular component (GO): SCF ubiquitin ligase complex
Molecular function (GO): protein binding
Source: RefSeq, a predicted model, not a curated record
ACAGAGGAUGUGCUGCCGCUGCUCCACCAAACAUUAUCUCUUUAAAUGAGAAGACGCUGACGUGCUGCGUGCGUGCGUGAGCUGCGUGAGCUGCGUGCGUGCGCUGCGUACGCCUGUUUGUGCAGAGGAGAGAGAGAGAGAGAGAGAGAGAGAGAGGAAAACAUCAGAGUCAGAUGUGAACGCUUGUGCAGAGAGCAGCUCGUGUAUCGUUUCUCUUUCUCUUCCUCUUCCUCCUCCUCCUCCUCCUCUCACGUUGGACUGGAUGUCAUCGUGAAGCGCGCGCGCGGCUCCUCCUCUUGUGUGUGCGGGCUGUGAGAGCGCAGCUCAUCUUCGCCUCCUGCUCGGAUAUAACAGGCAGGGCAGCGUCCGAAUAAUUAUUUAUUUCUUCCUCGCGCCGCAUCCUCGGCAGGAACGUGAUCGAGAGGCAGCAGCGGAAAGCGCGUGCAUGGAUCAUGGAUUAAUGGCCGAGUGAAUUUUCAUCUAAGAGGUUCCCGAUGUUGAACAUGUCCACCCCCAACGACCUGAAGUCUGCCUGCGUGACUCGCAACGGUAUGGUGAAGUUGCCCCCCAGCCAGCCCAACGGUCUGGGCAGCGCGAGUAUCACUAAGGGGACACCGGCUGCCAAGAACCGCCUGUGCCAGUCGUCCUCGGUUCCCUCCAUCCUGCCUCCUCCGACAUCCUCCCUUUCCUACCACCACCACCUGGACGGAUCCGGCAUGCCCCGCUCCGCAGCCUCUCUCCUCAGCUCGGACCUGGAGUCUGGAAAGACUCUGAUGGGUCUGAAGCCGUCCCUUCGCCAGCUCCCCCCUCUCAAUCUGCCCAAACCCGUGCUGCUGGAGCGCCAGCUCGUCCUGGACGAGAAGCUGCUCAAUCGAUUGCUCUGGUACUUCAACACCAGUGAAAAAUGUGUGCUUGCACAGGUGUGCAAGACGUGGCGCAAAGUGCUGUACCAGCCCAAGUUCUGGGAGGGCGUGACACCCAUCUUACAUGCCAAGGAGCUGUACACGCUGCUGCCUAACGGUGAGAAGGAGUUUGUCAGUCUGCAGGCGUUCGCCCUGCGUGGCUUUCAGUCGUUCUGCUUAGUGGGCGUGUCAGACCUGGACAUUUGUGAGUUCAUCGACAACUACCCACUGUCCAAGAAGGGCGUCCGCUCAGUCAGCCUCAAGAGGUCCACCAUCACGGACGCUGGUUUGGAGGUCAUGUUGGAGCAGAUGCAGGGCUUGAUGCACCUGGAACUGUCCGGCUGCAACGACUUCACGGAGGCCGGUCUGUGGUCCAGUCUGAACGCCCGGCUCACUUCCCUCAGCGUCAGUGACUGUAUCAACGUGGCGGACGACGCCAUCGCUGCUAUCUCACAGCUCCUACCCAACCUCUCAGAGUUGAGCCUGCAGGCUUACCAUGUCACAGACACAGCCAUGGCCUACUUCACAGCCAAACAGGGCUACACCACCCACACUCUGCGGUUACACUCCUGCUGGGAGAUCACCAAUCACGGAGUGGUCAACAUGGUGCACAGCCUCCCCAACCUGACGGCCCUCAGCCUCUCCGGAUGCUCCAAGAUCACAGACGACGGUGUGGAGCUGGUUGCUGAGAACCUGCGGAAGCUGCGCAGUCUGGAUCUGUCCUGGUGUCCUCGGAUCACUGACAUGGCUCUGGAGUACAUUGCAUGUGACCUGCAUAAACUGGAGGAGCUGGUGUUAGACAGGUGUGUGCGGAUCACAGACACUGGCUUAGGCUACUUGUCCACCAUGUCAUCAUUAAGGAGCCUUUAUUUGCGCUGGUGCUGUCAGGUGCAAGACUUUGGACUGCAGCAUCUGUUUGGAAUGAGGAGUCUUCGUCUUCUGUCACUUGCAGGCUGCCCCCUGCUGACCACCACUGGUCUGUCCGGCCUCAUCCAGCUGCAGGACCUGGAGGAGCUCGAGUUGACCAACUGCCCGGGAGCCACCGCCGAGCUCUUCAAAUAUUACUCCCAGCACCUUCCCCACUGCAUGGUCAUUGAGUAAGACCACCGACCCGAGCUGAUGACCAACUGUCAUGCUUCGACCUUCCUCCCAUCUUUACUCUUCCUCACACCCCCUCAAUGCUAACAGGAGACUGAAUUGAACCUACAGUACCACAGCAUUCCUCAUCCCCUGUCCCUCACCCCGUGUCUUCCUCCACACUAACUGAGAGGCAGGAGGGCAGACGAUGGUGCCGAUGGCAUUAAAGCUUCAUUUAAGGAGACGCUGGAAUGAAGAGCUUGAUGUGACGUCUUGUCCAACAGCACUUUUUUCUGGGAAUCAAUGAAAAGGUUUUGUUUGCAGAGAAUACUGAUCUUGUUUGCGCUAAAUGGAAACUAUAAAGGGAGUCACAUGUGCAGGUAAAUAUGCAGCUUAUAGAAAUUGGCAGAAGGGAAAAUAGACCUUUGUGUUUGAGCUGAUACGGUGGAACUCACACACAUGCUCAUACAUGUCCUGUAUAUGGUAAGUGAACAGACGUCUGUCUCUCCAAGACCAUCACUUCUGAUAUUUCUAUCUCCAUCACUAUGUAUGAUAAACAACUGGUUUUCUAUUUCUCAGAGGGAAUCAAAGGCUGGGUAUUCUUUGUUUAGAGAGAGAGAGACACACCACGUGUUGGCAGGAGGGACAUGAAUCAGAAACAACAUGAGACGCAGAUGAGGACAUGAAUGACAGAAACAGGACAUCACUUCUUCUCCUUUCCUCUGGACUCACAGCUUUUUGGAAUGCUACCAAAUUUUCCAUAUUUAUUUGAUGUCUUAUCAGAGAUAAAAGAGGACACAUUUUAGGGGGGACAUCAGUUUCCAUUGUUUCUGUUCUGGAGUUGCAUGCUUUAUUGCAGGCAUUUGUUUCUCUCCUGUCGCCAUCUUUCAUUCUACACAUGUCAUUUAAUUUAUUAAGUCUGAAGGAACAGCUGUGCUAAAUGAUGAAUAUCAUGUUGUUUAAAGGGAAACAUGAUUUUCUGCUGAGCUUCAAGUGCUUUUUCUCAGAUGAAGGUUAGAAAUGUACCAUAAAGAGUAAAGAAGGUGAACAUGAGACUAAAAUGUACGCUGAUAACGUCACGUUUCCAAGUAACCAGGGAUUUUUUUUAUUUAUAUCAUUUAUUUAUUUUAUUAUUAUUUAUUUGGGGUGAUGUACGUUUAGGGUGCAUUUGGUUGAUGUGGAAUUAAAUGGCUUUUAAAUGCAGAUAAAAACACGUGAGGUUCAGUAUGUGCAUCUAAAGCUGCUGCUGAUGCAUCAUGUGACACCUUUGGCGACAGUCAGGUGACAUUUAUUUGAUAUUGUGAAAUGAACAGACAAGGGCCACUGUGAUGUAUCAUUUUAAACUAAAUAUAUAUAUAUAUACAUAAUUUAACUUGUGGGAACUAAAAAGGUUUUUUCCUACAAACCCAGAGUCAGAGAAAUGCUGCUGCCACGACAACAACAACAACAUGUUACAAGAAUAAACAUCAGAUGGAAACAACACAACAUUAUAAGCCGUGUUUAAGUUGUAAGUAGCCAUAGAGUCAUCGGUUAAUAUUAUGCGACACAUUUGAAAUGAUAGCUUAACAUGGAUCCACCCAUAAAACUGAUCUACUAAUUAAUAAUUCAAACAUCAGAGAGCAUCUGAUUCUGGGUGAGAAGGAAGAACAACCAAAGAAUGCAUUUAGAGGGAAAUAAUGUCACAAAGUUGCAAAGGAAAAACCAAUAAAGAGAGAGUCUGGUGUUUCCCACCGUCCCCUGAUAUUAAUACAACAAAGGAAGUGGACGAGUCCAGCAGUGAGACUCCUGUGUGUCUCACUGCCAUGGAUCAGUGUCAGCCAGUAUUAGGUUUUGCCAAACGUGUCCACAGCGGUGGCUGCGAGUGCGUCAGUUCACAGACUGUAGCACGGACACAGCAGACCACGCAUGUUUUAGUUGGUCUGCAUCUCAGUUUUUUUCCUGAGAAGGUUCAAUUCAGAAGUUGUUCUUCAGUGUACAUAGAUUUAUUUAUUUAUUUAUUUAUUUAUUUAACACAUUUGUGUCUUAUUUACAUGAUUUGUUUAUCAGAGAGUGGUUUUUGUAAAGGGUUUAUUUUAUGGAACUCGCUUCCUGUUUGAAUCUGAUUCUUGGUUGGUUUCGUUUUUUAUUUUUAUUUAAUUCAAACUAAUUUUUGUAACAUUUUUCAGACCAUUGGCUAAGUAUUGUACACAUUUAUGCUUUUAGACUCCAGUGACCGUUAACAUCAUUUACUUUUUUGAAGUAUGGCUGUAUGAGGUACUGACACCUGUCACACACUGCUGACACUAUUAUAGCGAUGUCUGCAGCUUCAUCUUACUGUCAUGUCAGACAACCUUUUCCAACUGGAAACACGGCACACGCUUCCUCACCAAGGUUCACCGAGAAAAGAAAUGAUAUCACAGCACACAGGAGUUGUCGGUCUACUGCUGCUUCCAUCAGUAAGUUCAAAUGUCUUAUUUUGUGUAAAUAAACUUAAUUGAUCCCAAGCUGGGAAAUUACUGAGUUUAUUAUAAAUUACUGAGUUUUUUUUUUGUUUUUUUUUGCCGGUUGGAAUCCCCUCCAGCCUGAGUUACCCAAUUCCUUUUGCUGAUUGUUAACUGGACAUUUUCUAAAUUCUCCCAGUCACAUCCAGUGUUCUACUAAAAUAUUGCAAAAAGAAACUUCAGGUCAUCCACUGUGGCGACCCCCAGAGAAGCCGAGAGAAAAAGAACAUUAAAAAUGGGAUUUAUCUAAAUGACACGACCGUAUAAAAUGAGGCAGCAGCUCCUGUGUGAGGGUUCACAAACGUCAGUUUCCAGUCAGAGAAGACGGUCGGACAGUGACGUAAAGUGUCAGGAUGCCAUGUUUUCAGUGAGCGGUGCUGGGUGUGCACAGUGCAGUCAGAACCUCAAGUCAACCAUAAAACAACCUUCAACUCUCCCUUUAUGCUUUUGAAGUCUUGAUGUGUGCAGUAUUUUUUUUUCUUUCUCAUCUGUGCAAGUGUUUGUCAAGUUCUUAAUUCCUGUUCACUCAGAAUGAAGGGAGACCUUUAGAAUUGCCCUCACUGUUGUGAACGGGGCAACAGGAGACUGACCUCUGUCAUGUUUACAGCUCUGGUCCGGAUCAGCCCACACGUGUAUUGAAACUGUAUGAUGAUGCAUACAAGUGUGCUGACAUGCACUGGUACUUUUUCAUGAGUAAUAAAGAACUAGUUAGGUUAUCAAACCCUUUCUAAUUACUGUAAUCAUCCACACAGAUGGGAGGAAGUCAUUCUACACCUGGAGCCAAGAGUUUCCUGUUUUUAGCUUAGCCAUCUCAUGGACUCAUCAUUCAUUUGGCUGCAGCUGAUUACACCAACAUUCUGUUUUGUUGGAACUGGUAACUAUGUAAUUAGAAAAGAAAAAUAAUUUGUAUUUAUCUAAAAUUAUUGUGGUUGUUUAUAAAAAUAAUACUGAAAUGUUGUCAUUUUGCAAAUUCUUCAAUUGUUUAUCUUCUCUUCAUUUCCUGUGUCACAUCAACAUGCAAACCUCUUCUGUGCUCAAAAAAUGGAUUCCAUUCAAAAUCAAUAUCACAGAGUUAUUUAUAACAAGUUGAUCAGUCAUCAUUUCAUUCAACCCCUGGCUCACUUGUGCUCUUUUCAGUAUUUUAGCUUUGAACAAGCUUCAGAGGAAAUCCUAGUCCGUGCACUCAACUGUGACACACUCACUAACAGCAAGGCAUUAUCUCAGAGGCGUUUUCUAAGGUUAACAACUGUUGUUAUUUCUAUAACUGUCUACAGUCUUUGCUCUACAUCUGUCACCAUUUUGUUACAACCAUUGUACAGCACAACUUGAAGUAAGCAGUAAAAUAAAUCCUGAUAGUUUACUGAUAA